GCAAUGUGUCGUAUGGGAUGUGUGUUGAAAUGGAGUGCAGCUUCGGCGAGAUAUCAAGCUGAAAAAGGGAAGAGUGCUUCAUCUGUUGAGCGUGUAGAAAAAUCUCCCAGCUACUCGGUCCGGAAACCUCUUGAGAAAUUUCGCAGGAUUCCCUCUCAAGCGUAGGGCGCGUGCGUAAAGCAGCUUCUCGUCUAGCGACACUGCAUCCGGGAGCAUUGCAGCAGCGAGCGAGUAUCCGGGCGAGUUUGCAGUGCAGUUCCGUGCGGAAGAGAGAUGGUAUUUAUCUCCGCGCGUAGCCGUCGAGCCCGCAUUGCAUGACGAUUCCGCACGGGACGAAUGGACGUUUGCAUGCCGCAGUUAUGCACUUCCAUUGUGAAAACAUAAGUGUUUUAUGGUGAUAAUAUGUCAAAAUCAAACAUAAGGAAGAUAACGGCUGACCCUACGAAAUGUAAUACAGACUCUCGACGGCCGAGUGUGUUUGAGAGGUUGGGCACCAAACCAGCGACCGCCGCCGCAGCCGCAGCCCCUCAGAAUACAUCGGAUUACUGUAGAAACUGGGCGCUCAACGGCAGUUGCUCGUACGGAAAGAGUUGCAAAUACGCAAAUACACAUACAUUGAUAAGUCCAUCCAAGCGUGCUAAGAAGGAUAAUGCAAUCACAAGUACAGCUGGACUCAUUGAGGAUCCUUUCAAACGACUCACAUCUAAGAUUGUGAAGAAGGCAUCACAUAGUCCAGACUUAAACAUAGAAGAGUGGAAUCAAACAGAUCUUGAAUACGAGGACGAAAAGGUAUUGGAGAGACGGCGGCAAUUGUUACAACGGGAACUGGAGCUACAAAUGAAGAAGGACAAGGAGGUACAUGGCAAGGAUAAAGUGAGGCAAAAGAAAAAAGCAAUGAGCACUUCCUCUAGUUCACGCACUUCGAGUACAUCCAGCAGUAGCAGCAGCUCCAGCAGUGAAGACUCAUCCUCCACCUCAACAUCGGAUUCGCGAAAGAAAGUCAAGAAAAUUAAAACCAAGCGACAUCACAGCGUCUCCACCGAUUACAACGAGGAUAAGGAGAGGAAAAGAAAGUUGAAACUCAAAAGACUGGGCGCAAAGAACGAGAAAGUUGUAAACAAGAAAAAACGCAAGCUCGAGAGCAGUUCUACGAAGAAGGAUCCCGCUACGCGAUCGAUCAAGAAGUAUGGCUCGUCCUCUUCUGUGCCCAGGAAGCAUUCGACCUCACUGCGCGCCAGAUCACCCGCGAUGCAGCAAGGAUCCGUGAGCGGAGGGGUAGCGUCUACCACGACCAUAGUAUUAGGCUCGUCGGUAUCCGUGGCGCAUCAUGCGUUAUCUUCGUCGUCCAACAAGAACCGGGAGAGGAACCGAAGUGAAUCACCCAAGGCGUUGAAGAGUGCCAGGGAGAUGGACAAGGAGGACGGCAGCAGGCAUUACAAGAAGGUGCGCGACGUGGACGAGUGCUUAUCCAAGGACACGGCGGCCAAGUGCAAGUCCUUCGACAAAGUGACGAAGGAGCAGGAGAAGGAGAAGAACCGCGCGAUCGACGACAAGAUGAAAUCGGACGACGGUCGGCUGAGAUCCAAGUGCAAGGACAAGGACAACAUCCGCUCGCGCACACCGCCGCCGUCAUCGUCCUCAGACCGGUCCAACAAACAUCAGCAUAUGAAAGAGGGUACGUCGAAGACUCGUCGCAGCCGCACGCCGGACAAAUCGUCUCGACCAAGACGCGAUCUUACCCCGGCGAAGAAUCUCGAGAAACAAAGCGGCAGCGGUGGUGGCUCAUCAUCGAGUCGCGCGAGGGACACGGAGAAGAAAGAGCGCGAUUUGCACAAACAGGACAAAAGCAAGGAACGGGAGGACGCACGGAAGAACGAGCAACUGAACUCAAGCAAGCAGGCGAAGCAGACAACGACGAGCUCCCAGGACGAGAGCUACCGCAGGAACGUGAGCAAAGACUUCGACGAGAAGUCUUCGUAUACCACUGGCGAGAAAACGGCGCGGCAAAAGAGCCGCGAACGCCGCGAAAAAGAAACCAGGGACGAGCAACGCGGUCACUCGACCAGGUUGGCUCGCGACCAACGGGAGCCGCAGCGCGAUAAGGACAAAGACGAGUCCCAGGAGCGUUGUCGAGAGCGGCAACGAGAGCGAGAUCGCGAACGGGAGCGAGAUCGCGAGAGGGAACGCGAACGAGACCGGGACCGGGACAGGGAUCGCGAACGGGAGCGCGACCGGGAACGCGAGAGAGAACGAGAGCGGGAGCGAGAGCGUGACCGAGAACGGGAGAAGUCUAUGAAGCCGCGGGAGAGGGACGUGCCAGCUACGGUAGUGUCAUCGACGUUGAGUCUAUCAGCGGACAAGAACUCGCGCUACAGCAGGAACGUGAAGGAGCGGCCGUUGAGUAAGGACGUCUCGUUCGAGAAGGGCAGCGCGCGCGAGCGUAGAAGCGAACGUGAGCGAGAGCGGUCCGAAACGAAGGCUCUCGCCGAGCGCGAAAGGAACUCGACGCAGCGGCUGGACGGUAGGUACGAGCGAGGCGUCGUGGAGAAGGACACGUCGGCGCGCAAAUCGAGCGUGAACUCGCCGAGGGACCGCAUGGACCGUUUCCCGCGGGAGUCGUCAUUGGAUCGAGCGUCUCUGCACGACAAAAGCGCGCAUCCCGCGACAUCGUCGAGCGGUGUCCAGUCGACGGCGGCAUUGUCGUCAUCGGUGCCCGUGGCUUCGUCCUCUUCGUCGGCGGCAGCCGCGACACCCGGAGCCGCGUCGUCGUCCCGCGAUCACCUUAUGGACAUGGUGGACGGCAGUAAUUACGACAGGGACAGUAGGCACAGAAGGUUCGGCGUGAGAUACGAGCGAGGACACGCGUCUGAGCGGAAGGAUCAGGCGCGGAUCGAGCGUGUGGCUAGUAAGAUCGACCGAAUGGUGGACCGCCGAGAUGCCACUAGCCCGCGACGAGCUGUGGACUUGGACAGAGGCUUCAACAGGAACUAUGGCAGGAUGUCGGAGCACUGGGAGGAGCAGGAGGAAUCGUCCGCACAUGUGGAAUACCGAGAUCAUGCUCAUAUUCAUGAGGAGGACAGGAGAAAGACUGUGGACAGCAGGAGGUAUGACAGUCCUUUCGAGGAGAGACGCGUCGCUCGCGACGAAAGAUCCAGAGAAUCGAGAUACGUGAUCCAGACUACUGAGCGAACGUCCUUUGAUGACCAUCGGCAUCACCACCAUCAUCAUCGUCAUCCUCUCUACGCUGGUGACAAGUUGAGAAGUAGUGGCACCAGCAUUAGAGAUGAAGGCGUCUCCAAUGAUGAUUGGGAAGGUCAUCAUCGCGACGUGGAGCACGGUCGAGACCGGGGCUACCCGACGGUGGAAUGGGAGGAGAGAGAAUGGCGUACGAGAACAUUGUGGGAAGGCAGGGACAGUCUUCCUCGCUCGGAGAUACACGAUGACGAGUGGAAUUCCCGCUACGACGGUUCAAUUGCUGACUGGAAGUCCGGCGAUACGCGCAAAUGGGAUAAUCAGAAUGUACACGUACGAUCGCAUUACAGAAACGAACGCUCCAAGGACCUGGAGCUCGGAGAGCCCACGCAACAUAGUAAAAGACGGUCGUAUAAUCCUCCCGAGACAAGAGAGGAGCCGACUAUACAUCCGUCCGCCAAGCAGGCUGCCAUCUAUGGCAGCAUGAAGGAAGAACCUAUCAACAAGAAGUUGAUGGAACUCGCUGAGGGUAAAUUGUGCACGACCAGAGAGAAGUCCACCGACAACUUCCAGAAGAAGAACACGCAGAAGGAGAAGCCCGAGAUCAAGGAACCCGUGGUGACGGAACCACCCAAGCGCAUCAUCGCCGACGAGUCUUUGCAAACUCUUCACACCGAGAGCGAUCUGAGUGACAUCAGCGAUGAUCCUGACGAUAUACUGAAUAUGGAAGAAGAUACCGCGGAUAUGGAAACUGGUAAAGCACGGGCGAGUAAAAAAGCACCGGAUGCUGCACACGCACAGUCGACCGCGCAGGAGCCGGCUCAACUGUCGCCGAAGGAACCCGUGGAGGAAGCGAUUUUCAAUGCAAAGCCCAAGGAUAACACCGACACGGUGUCAUUGAGGAAUAUGGAGGACGAUAAUAUGGAGACUAUGGACUUCGAAGAGAUUUCCGACGGCGAGUUGGAGGAGGACAUCAAGACAAGCGGCAAGGGACUGGGCGACGCUUUGGGAGUCGACUGGGAGAGCCUCGUGAAGGAAACGCAAGCAAGAAGAACGGUCACAUCCACUCAGGACUCCGCGGAAAAUCGCUGGCAAUGUAAAGCUAUUUUUUAUCGGAUCGGUAUAUCGCAGAAAUAUGCGGGCGAGGAUUUCGUGAAGAAACUUCUCAAGAAAUACGAGAAGAACGACCACAGAGAGUGCUUGCUCGAUAAUAUCGCACUAAUGCAUACGGCGCUCGCGCGAAAUCGACUACUGCAAGAUUUGGGCAACGGCGCAAUCCAUUCUGUGGAUGAUUCUUUGUACAGAAAUAACACCGCGAGCUAUGACGAGGAUGUGGAUUACGACUGGGAAACGUUAAAGCCAAGCAACUCCUUGUACGAGGAGGCGAAGUGUUUAUUACAGCAAGUUGUAUAAAAGAAUAAUGUGAAAUUUACAUCAUCGUGAUUUCUUGUACUUUUUUUUU
Molecule: messenger RNA, 4654 nt
Organism: Harpegnathos saltator (Jerdon's jumping ant)
Lineage: Eukaryota; Metazoa; Arthropoda; Insecta; Hymenoptera; Formicidae
Product: zinc finger CCCH domain-containing protein 13
Exons: 10
Coding region: 403-4605 (1400 amino acids)
Biological process (GO): mRNA modification
Cellular component (GO): RNA N6-methyladenosine methyltransferase complex
Molecular function (GO): metal ion binding
Source: RefSeq, a predicted model, not a curated record